Messenger RNA from Anneissia japonica, 4205 nucleotides. Its product is annotated as ATP-dependent DNA/RNA helicase DHX36-like. The record is from RefSeq and is a predicted model, not a curated record. Gene Ontology annotation, cellular component: nucleus; intracellular anatomical structure; cytoplasm. The coding region runs from base 167 to 3163 and encodes 998 amino acids. NCBI's taxonomy places the organism in Eukaryota, Metazoa, Echinodermata, Crinoidea, Comatulida, Comatulidae. The transcript is spliced from 20 exons. Gene Ontology annotation, molecular function: DNA helicase activity; ATP binding; G-quadruplex RNA binding.
GGGAUAUUAUAAGUAGAGAAGUAAGCCCUAGGCUGGCUCUCCUACUACUAGGCCUAGUCGCUUGCUGCAGUGAAGGCGGCGAGAAGCGGCACUAAGCCUAGGCUAGUAGUAGUACUACUACUAUGGUAGGCCUAGCCAUAUCGAGGAAUGAUCGUAAGUGGUACGAAUGUUAAAUUUGUUAACUUCAGUGAGAAACUUCAUUCCAACUAUCUCUGGUACACUGAGAGUGACUUCAUGCAUGGCUGAACAAGGUUAUCAUAGGGGAAGAGAUCGUAGAGGUGGCAGAGGAAGGGGUAACAGAGGCUUCGGUGGGCAUAGACAUUAUGAAGUUGAUCCUGAAGCAGAAAGGACCAGAGAUGGUGGAGAGUGGCAAAGAAGAGGGAGAGGAGGAGGGGGUAGGGGUGGCAGAGGAGGUAGAGGUGGCCCACCUCCAGGAUUGAAAGGACGUGAGAUUGGUAUGUGGUAUGCACAGAGAGCCAAAGCAAAGAAACAUAAACAGGCCCCCACUGUAAUGAUGCAGAAUAGUCAUAUAAAUCGCAUUGAUCGUUUGCUAGAAGAUGUGAAAUGUGAAGAAACCAGUGAGGCAGACCUUAGUGAAUUGAACUAUGAUACCGGAAAUAGUGAAAACAGGGAAAAAUGGAAAUUUUACUCAGAGACUUUGAGAGACAAACCAAAACUGAAUGAAAAAUUUUUAGAGGAGUUGGAAAAAAAGAAAGACAAUGAACGAUACAAGCGCAUGCAAGAAUUUAGACAAAAGCUUCCAUCGUACAAACUACAAAAGGAAAUUUUAGAUGCCAUUAACUCAAGUCAAGUAGUAGUCUUGAGUGGAGAAACAGGGUGUGGCAAAACAACACAGGUUUCACAGUUUAUUCUUGAUGACUAUAUAAGGAAAGGUCAAGGUUCAUUAUGUAGGAUCGUUUGUACACAACCCAGAAGGAUAAGUGCAAUAUCUGUUGCCAAUCGUGUAGCAGCUGAGAGAGCUGAGGCGUGUGGCCAUGGUAACAGUUGUGGAUAUCAGAUUCGAUUGGAAGCUGAGUUUCCACGACUACAAGGGUGUAUCGUGUACUGUACCACAGGCAUCUUACUAAAAUGGAUGGAGUUUGAUAGCAACUUAAGUAGCACAAGUCAUGUGAUCCUUGAUGAAAUUCAUGAACGUGAUGUCCUCUCAGACUUUCUUCUCAUGAUGUUAAGAGACGUUCUUCCCAAAAGGCCUAACCUGAAGUUAAUCCUGAUGAGUGCAACAUUGAACGCGGCCAAGUUUUCCGAGUACUUCGGGGAUAGUCCCAUGCUGAACAUUCCGGGAUUCACAUUCCCGGUACAGGAGUACUUCAUUGAGGAUGUGCUGCAACUCACAAGGUAUCAUCCUCCACCAAAAACCAAACGAUUUGAACCUAAGUGGGUUAAAUUUGCCAAAGGAAGGAAAUUUAGGGAAGAGGAGAUGAGGAAGGAACAAGAAUUUCAGGAGUUGUUUGCAGGCUAUAUUGAAAAACAAAGCAAAUUAUACAAUGAAGAAACGGUAGAAAGCCUUGUCAAUAUGGAUCAUGAUGUCAUUGACUAUGAUUUGAUGUUGCAAACCAUUUUAUACAUCAUACGAGAGAAAGAUGAUGGUGCUAUUCUGAUUUUCUUACCUGGAUGGGAUCAAAUAAGUCGCUUAAAUGACAAGUUAAUGUCACAGGCGAUGUUCAAAUCCAGAGACUACCUUAUUAUUCCUUUGCACUCAAUGAUGCCAACAGUGAACCAACAGCAGGUGUUUGAUAGACCACCAAAAGGUGUCAGAAAAAUCAUCAUAGCAACCAACAUUGCCGAGACGAGUAUAACCAUCGAUGAUGUUGUCUUUGUCAUAGACGCUGGCAAAGUGAAGGAAAAGAACUUUGAUGUAAAGAACAAUAUAAGUACCCUGCAACCAGAGUGGACUAGUCUGGCUGCUGCUAAACAGCGAAGAGGAAGAGCAGGGAGAGUCCAGCCCGGUGAAUGCUAUCAUCUGUACUCAACGCUACGCCACAGUAUGAUGCCUGACUACCAACUGCCAGAGAUGCAGAGAACACCACUGGAAGAAGUCUGCCUUCAGAUCAAGACUCUAAAACUUGGACUUGUGCGCAACUUUCUUGAUAAAGCUAUGGAUAAACCAGAUGAAAAAGCAAUUACUUUAGCACUUACAGCUCUAAAACAAAUGAAUGCCUUUGAUGAAAAUGAGGAUUUAACCCCACUUGGUUACCACCUUGCUAGACUCCCAGUCGAGCCAAAGAUUGGUCGUCUCAUUCUCUUUGGUGCUAUGUUUUGCUGUCUGGAUCCAAUUCUUACCAUAGCAGCUUGUUUAAGUUUUAAAGACCCUUUCUUCACACCACUGGGCAAGGAGAAGGAGGCAGACGUUCAGAAAUGGAAGUUGUCGUGUGGAUCUAAAAGCGAUCAUCUGAUGAUGGUGUAUGCUUUCCGUAAAUGGGAAAUGGCUCGUGCUACAGGUGCGCAAGCUGAGAGGGCGUUCUGCUGGGAUAAUUUCAUGUCCCUCGGCACAACAAAGAUGUUGGAUAAUAUGAAGACUCAAUUUUGUGAACUAUUGUGUAACAUUGGAUUUGUGAUGGAUAAAAAUUGUAAGCAAGAUGAAGCUAAUAUCCAUUCAGACAAUGAUCAGUUAAUUAAAGCUGUCCUGUGUGCUGGACUUUAUCCCAAUGUGAGUCAAGUUAGUGCAAGAAUGUUGAAAAAAGGUCCACGUGUUAAGUGUUACACAAAGCAAGAUGGAAAGGUAGACAUACACCCCAAGUCUGUAAACGCCAAAGAGACCAGUUUCCCUAGUAACUACCUACUUUAUCAUCUGAAACUGAAAUCGUCCGGGGUGUACCUUCACGAUACCACCAUGGUAGAACCGUACCCAUUACUCUUCUUUGGUGGUGAUUUGCACGUCGGUGUUGAUGAAGACGGACAAGAGAUCAUAUCUGUAGAUGAUCAAGUUACAUUUAGAUCCCAGGAAAGGAUAGCAGCUCUUGUUAAGGACCUCCGCAAAGAAUUAGAUAAAUUAUUAGAAGCAAAGAUCACAAGACCAGGAUUAACCAAUUGGAGCAAGAGGUCAAAAGAGGGGAAGAUAAUGAGUGCUAUUGUUGAACUGCUGACUAUGUAUGGACCACGACAAGAAAAUGACGGAAGAGAUGAGGAUUAUGAUGAUUUCUGAGAACUGAAUUAAAAUGACACUAAACUAUUGUCAUGAUGGACGGACCAUGUGAAGGGAAUGCCCCAAGAGAUGGAGGAUCAAAACCACUGAUGAUGUAGUAACUAUGGCAACAAUUUUAAAUCAAUAGUCUCAAUUGCACAUAACUGUGUCACAAGUUCAAUACAAAUAAAAAAUCAUGCAGUUUAAUGCUAUUAUCAGCAUUUUAACAAUAUUGUAAGUGUGAUCCGUCCGGUGAAGCAGAUCAUGGAAAUUUUAAAUUGAGAGCUAUAAGUAUCCUAUAACCAAUUCUCUUUUGAGAUUUUCGGGGUGAGAUGCCUUGAAGGAUUGAAGAAUUAAUGCAAAGCGUUCAAAUGGCACCUGCCUAAUACAUCAUAAUAUGCUUGAAUUUAUUACAAAUCAACAAAGAAAAAACAAUGGUAUUUUAGUUUACAAGACUAUCUCUUCAUUUAAUGAUAUACAUAAUGUAGUCCAUAAUUAAGUUGACAAUGGACAAAUUAUUUUCAACAUAAAAGCAUUCAGAGAGUGGUAUUUCCAGACAUCUAGAUGUGUCAUUGGGAAAAAAAAACUGACAUAAAGUAAUAUUUAUUUUGGUUUAUAAUUUUGUCAUUACAAAAUAGACAACUGCAUCACACACUAUGGUUGUUUUCUAUUAAAAUUCAUUUGUGUAGGCAGGUUGAUAUUACAUGGAAAAUGGUAAUUCUUGCUAAUGAUGCUAUGACAUAAUUAGCUGGCUAAAAACUGACACUUUGUAUCGAUUGGUUAACACACUACAAACUUCAUUUAAGAAACAGAAUACAAGGACAACUUUCAGCUUCCGGUUAAGCACUGAAAAUAUCAUUAUUGGAAGCAUGGUACUUGAGAGAAUAAAGUAUAAUUUUUGAAAGAUGUAAUGGUGUUUUAUUUUACCAGGCAACAGUUAAUUUAACUGUUCCCUGGUUUUACCAUGGUUCUACUGAUGUUUAGAAGUACAUUUAUAUAAUUUGAAAAAACAUCAUUAUUGGAAGCAUGGUACCUGAGAGAAUAAAGUAUGAUUUCUAAAAGA